This is a messenger RNA of Penicillium cataractarum, 1050 nucleotides long. Its product is annotated as Clr5 domain-containing protein. NCBI's taxonomy places the organism in Eukaryota, Fungi, Ascomycota, Eurotiomycetes, Eurotiales, Aspergillaceae. The record is from RefSeq and is a predicted model, not a curated record. The transcript has 2 exons. The coding region runs from base 1 to 1050 and encodes 349 amino acids.
AUGAAGACCUCUAUAUCCUCCGAUGUCUGGGAGAAGAAGAAAGCAGUUAUCGCCAAGCUGUAUAUGGAGGAGGAAUGGCCACUCAAACAAGUUAUCAAACAGAUUCGUUCAGACGACUUCAAUCCAAGUGAAACACAACUGCGUAGUCGCCUCAAGAAAUGGCGCGUCACUAAACCAUCCCGUCAGACUCGAAAGAAGCCCCAAGGCUCCGAGGAUCCUGAAUCCGAGAAGGAUAGCAGAGGCUCUUCGGCAUCACCUAGAAACAGCAGAGCCUCCCCAGUGACUCGGAAGCCCUCAUCUUCCUCUUCUACCACUCGCUCAGACUGGCUGGGACAAUCCCUCUACACUCCCGCAGAGAUCUCACAGCCGGGCAAGUGGAACGCUCACAUUGCCCAACAAUUGACUCCAAGCCCAUCGGGUGACCACAUUGUCCCCGAGCAGCAUCCCGCAAGCUAUUCCUUUUCCGACUCCGGCUCAACCACCACAUCCUUUGAGCAGCCCGCUCAAACAUCUCCCGUGGCCGAGGGUCUCAUGCUCAACACUACGUCCGCAGUGACGCCCAGCUAUGCGGCAUACCCGCUUUCACCCGAGUCGUGCAUCCCCAGUCCAGGCGCAACUACUACCCCCGCCAUGGCGCAAUGGCCUCCACGUUCGGUCUCUGUCGAUAUGAGUAUCAACCCGGCUUUGCAUUCUACGCAAUGGUACGGCAUGUCCUUUGAACCGAUCAGUCCGCCCUCGGGCGUCCCACACUCCGCACCACUGGCGCCUCCUCCUCCUCCUGCCGGAUACAUUGUCUCCCCUGGACAAGGCGUUUUCUCGCCAGAGUUUGCUCACUACGAGAUGCCCGAGUACCAUGGCUACGACCCUAAGCAGUGGAAGAGGACCAUGUCACUUCAAUAUGAGUAUGCUGGACACCAUGGCCGGCCUGAGCACGAGAGGAAACACAUCAACCACCACAGUAUCCCCCCUCAUGGAAUGGUACCCAUUCCUGCGUCCCAGGCUGGUCCCCGCGCAGUGAUAUGUGCACCCAUGGUUCCGUAUAUGGGUUAA